UGCAUGUGAUGCGCUCGUAUUUAAGCUGGAUAAAUGAACAGCCCAAAUAUUACUGCAAACUAAAACGGCAUAUACAAGUUGUUAAAUAUGUCUUUGGUAUAUCGUUUUAUAUUCUGUGCGCUCUUCGUGAGUACGCAAGCAGAGAAUGCAAGCAGAUCUCCUGGUUUUGGUUAUUUAUUCAUAAAUGGCUCGCUUCCACCAUUCUGCUACGAUAUGAAACCAAACGACGUUUGUCCGCCAAAUUUGGUGAAUUAUAAAAUUGUGGGUUUCAACCGAAGCACGGAAGCGGCCGCCAAAUUAGAGCUGACAAGUGUGCAUCUCGGGCUUGAAGCACUAAAUUUUUUUCAAGUCAGUGAAUCCUGUCGAGAUAGCUAUCGCGAAUAUUUGUGUUCGGACACUUUUGCCGUUUGUACACCAGACAGCAAACACGGCGUGAUCCUGAAGUAUGAUUAUGAGAGAAGCAAAGCUGCUUGCGAUUCGGUUAGAUCAAACUGUCCAGGAGCAGUAACAUCAUAUUUUGUCCAAAACUGCACCAUGAUACAUAAAGACGCUAGCGGAUAUGGCUAUUGUACAAAGCUUCCUGAGGUGCAAGGUGAUAUUUGCCCGAAGACAAGUUAUACGUAUCCUGCAGCAAUAGGACCCCUUUACAAGCUAUCAGCAAAGAGAUUUCCUGAAGUUCUGAAGAGCUUAGAGCAAGCAAAACUCUUUGCAAAUUCUACUUGCGAAGAGGAGUUUGUUAAUGUUUAUUGUCAGCUGAUCCGCAGCAGCCUCUGCUCAACAGAUAUGACUUUACGUAUGUUCGCCAUCAGCCAACAGGAGUGUUCUGCAACCUUUACAAAAUGUUUAACAAAUACAGUUCCUAAAUUGAAAAAUUAUUUCCUGGACACGUGCAAUAUAUUCCCGGAUGGUAACACCGCCGAAAGAGUUCCACUACCCUCAGCUGGCACCAACUGGAUUGGUUAUUAGAAGCUGUUUAUCAUGAUCAGCGUCGAUUAACGUGAUUAGUCAAAAUAUGCACGACUAUAAGAGAGAACAUUAUUAAUCACAUAGGAUAUAUAAUGCCAUAGAAAUUCCAGUUAAACUUUAAAUUGAAAAAUUUCAUUAAAGCCCCGUUUACACUACACUCAAUUUAUCGACACGGCACGGCUAAA
Molecule: messenger RNA, 1151 nt
Organism: Dendronephthya gigantea
Lineage: Eukaryota; Metazoa; Cnidaria; Anthozoa; Malacalcyonacea; Nephtheidae
Exons: 3
Coding region: 88-966 (292 amino acids)
Molecular function (GO): protein binding
Source: RefSeq, a predicted model, not a curated record